Molecule: messenger RNA, 5719 nt
Organism: Pieris rapae (cabbage white)
Lineage: Eukaryota; Metazoa; Arthropoda; Insecta; Lepidoptera; Pieridae
Gene: Wdr62
Product: mitogen-activated protein kinase-binding protein 1
Exons: 36
Coding region: 681-5093 (1470 amino acids)
Biological process (GO): mitotic spindle organization; regulation of mitotic cell cycle
Cellular component (GO): mitotic spindle
Molecular function (GO): protein binding
Source: RefSeq, a predicted model, not a curated record
GUGAGUUGUGACGGUAGCUCAUCUGUGGCGCGUACUGCCCCUAAGUGGAUUUGUAAUUUAUUAAAAAAUAAGAUCAGACUGUGCAUCGGGCUGCUGUAUUUAUUGAGGAGGAAAUUGCAUAAAACUCGUGAGAAUUGGGUGUAAUUUUGUAAGGUGUAAUUUUAUAGUGUAGACUGUACUGAGCAUAUUUGUGUUAGUUUGAGCAUUUUUAAAGAAAUAUUUGUCUCUCUGCCCAUAACGAAUUUUUCGGACUGACUGUGUUCAAACUUCAAUUGUGUUUUUAAAAAACGAAUUCGGUGACUAUUUGGUACCACAGUGAGCGAGAUGGCAGAUAGUCGUCUAGUGGAAAUGCAGAGUGCUCCUAGCCUCCGUCGCGUUAGCGCAUUUUUGUGCUAAAUUUCAAUCAAAACAACUGUAAAUGAUUUAAAAUAGUGAAAUUAUGUGAUAGAAGCCGGCCAUAGUGUUAUUUGUGAGUGAAAAAUACGUGAUUCCGUUCAUAAUAUGCUCAAGUGUUCAUUGCUCAAGACUGAAACAGUUCCUUGAAAUGGCUAGUGAUUAUUUACGUCCAAAAAGUGAAUUGAAUAGUGAUUUAGUGUCGUAAAUAUUUGUGUUAACAAUUGAUUUAUUCAUGUUAUUGAUAUCAGCGCCAUCUAUUGAGGGAUAGUGAUGUUAAGUUGACAAUGGAGGCCGGUUACAUACCGGUGAGCGCGCCAGGCGCGGCACAAGUUCUACCGUCAACCGUUAUGGCGCCACCGGCGAAUGUAGUUCGCGCGCCUGGUUUGAAACGCGGCAAAAUGGAGGAGGCCAUUUCUGAUCGGAUCAAGUUGGAGACUGUGUUUGGCUUGACAGUGAGCAGUAAUGCGGCUCUGGACUGCGAUCCAAAUUCUGAACUAGUCGCAUAUCCAGCUGGAUGCACAGUAGUCCUCUACAAUGUACGCAAGAACAGGCAGGCUCACGUUUUAAACGCCUCACGUAAGAGUGUCACGUGUGUUGCCUUUUCACCCGAUGGACGGUACCUCGCGACGGGGGAGUGCGGCCAUGCACCGGCAGUACGAGUUUGGGACUUACAGGAUCCCAUGGCGUCGGGUGCGGUACAAAUAGCUGAAUUUCCGGGUCACACGCAUGGAGUCAAUUGUGUUGCAUUCUCAACGUCUUCCAAGUAUCUGGUAUCAGUUGGUUCGCAGCAUGACAUGAUAGUGAAUGUUUGGGAUUGGAGAGCGAACCUCAAAUUAGCUAGUAAUAAGGUGUCAUCACGAGUAAAGGCGGUCAGUUUCUCAGAACAAGGGAAUUAUUUCGUGACAGUUGGCUUUAGACAUGUCAAAUUUUGGUUCCUCGAGUACUCCAGGAGUGCUAAGUUCAAAGAACCAGUUCCUCUCAUGGGUCGGUCUGCCAUUCUCGGAGAGCAGAAGGACAAUGAGUUUUGUGACGUCGUUUGUGGGAGAGGAGAAGCGGCAGAUAGCACAUAUGCCAUUACGAGGAGUGGUCUCCUAUGUGAAUUCAACAGCCGGAGACUGCUUGACAAAUGGGUGGAAUUGAGGACAACGAGUGCAAACUGUAUGGCGAUAGGAGCAAAUUAUAUAUUUGUUGGGUGUGCGGAGGGCAUUGUUAGGUGUUUUGCCCCGGAUUCCCUAAAAUACGUCACAACUUUACCCCGGACUCAUUAUUUAGGGGUUGAUGUAUCACAGGGUGUCAAUAUCAACCAUAUGUUCAGCCAGCCAGCAAACGCAAAGUAUCCCGACGCAGUAGCAUUGACAUAUGAUGAGAGGAACCACAAACUAACAUGUGUGUACAACGACCACAGUUUAUAUGUAUGGGAUGUACGGGAUAUUAAACGGGUAGGCAAAUCCCACUCAGCACUAUACCACUCGGCAUGCAUUUGGGGUGUAGACAUGGUGGGGAUGGGUGGUCCCUUACCUCCAGGGACAUUCCUGACGUGUUCCAGCGACGACACAGUGAGACUAUGGCAUUUGAAACCGGAACCACCGAAUAUUUAUAGUAAUGAAUUAAACAAAGUAUUAUAUAUAGACCCAGAAUUGAAGUUCCUUAAGGAUGUAGAUCUUACAGCCACCAGCGAUCGGGAUAAAUCGAAGACCUAUGAUGACAAGAUUGGAGUCAGAUGUGUACGAGUAUCCCCUUGCGGGCGUCACUUAGCAGCAGGGGACAGGGCUGGCAACAUUUGGAUCCAUAAUGUGAAUGGAAAUGGAACACCGGCGCAUACAUUAGAGGCACAUGACGCUGAAGUCCUUUGUCUGGAGUAUUCCGAACGACCAAGAUUGCUGGCUUCGGCCUCGCGGGAUCGGCUUAUACAUGUUUUCUUAGUAGAUAAGGGCUACCAAAUCCUCCAAACCUUAGACGAACAUUCCUCUUCAAUAACAGCAGUUAGAUUUCUUAGUUCUGGCGGUGGCCUGCAGAUGGCGUCUUGUGGCGCGGAUAAGACUAUCCUGUUUAGACAAUUGAGUACGAUGCCAGAUGGGAGUUACCAAUUCGCUCGUGGACAAAACGUAUCAGGCCGCACUACGUUGUACGACAUGGAAGUGGACGCUGGAGGAAGGCAUAUACUCACUGCUUGUCAGGAUCGUAAUGUCAGAGUGUAUAGCGCGUCUCACGGACGUCAUACGAAGACAUUCAGAGGAACAACCGCUGAAGAUGGAACAUUGAUCAAGGUGGCAUUGGACAGUAGCGGUAUCUAUCUUGCAACGUCUAGUACGGAUAAAAUACUCAGUGUGUACGAUUACUACUCAGGCGAAUGUAUGGCUACUAUGUAUGGACACUCGGAGAUUGUUACAGGUCUUAGAUUUACUCCCGACUGCCAGCACUUAAUAUCGGCGAGUGGGGAUGGAUGUAUAUUCGUUUGGCGAGUUCCACAUGACAUGGUUGUCACUAUGCGGGCGAGAUUGGCGCAACAGGCAAUUCGACAGGGCAGAAAAGCGCCAUCUAACGGUAUGUCAGGUUUGGAAAGCGAAACCGACUCCCAUUUGGGUUCACCGCCCAGGGAACUGACUGCUGACGAUAAAUUUGCUGCACCCGUCGUACCCGACUAUACGUUAAGAAUAGGCCGCUUACCUUCAUGGGCAAAGAAAAGCCUAGGAAAUGAGCUAGCAGCACCGGAAACACCCCCGGAGCCACCUGCGAGAGGAAAAUGGGCUACUCGAAUACUACCCGCAAAUGAAAAGCGAGGUGAUUCCGACGGUUCUAAGGAUAGUUCGCUAGAUAGCGGUACGGACACACGGUAUAUUGAGAAAAGAAGAGAACAGGGGGUAAAACAGAGGCCGAAAUCGCUCAACUUGUCGCAACUUCCCCGUGUUGAAGCUUUGUUCAGGAAUUUUGACCGUAACAUGAGAGCUACUUACGAUAUUUUGACGAUAUCUCCAAAAGCAGAGAAGGUAACGAUAAAUUUAAGUAAAACAAGAACACAAGAGUCUCGAGUGCGACAUCACACUGACGACUCGUCGCUUGGCAGUCUGAAGUUUGAGGAUCAAGAAUCGACAGAACACGAUGGUGAUGUUGAGGAUAUAUCUGAUGGAGAGAGGACAUCUUCAUCAGAGAGAGGAAAUCGACCCACCUACUACCCGGGAAAUAAUGAUACUGAAACUCCUAGUGAAUUUAUGGUGACGGCAAUGGACGAAACCGAGCUAAGGCAUUCAAUGCGUCGUUCGAAGCGUUGGACAGGCGAAACACCAAGAUUGGACUUGCCUCCCGCUACUUCCCUGAGUGGAUCACCGCACGACUCUGAUGAUGACGAGGUGUCAACGCCAUCUGGUGAUAACGCGGAUCGUAAUCCACUAUCCGGUUCUUGUGAGUCCAUAGACACGGCCGGUAGACGAGAGAAGUAUAUUAAAUCUGCGUUUGACAGUUUGAGUGGAGUGGACAUGGAUAAUGGCAACGCUGCGAAUACGGGUCACAAUUCAUUAUCAGCGAAACACUUAUCCCGCGGACCGACCCUUAGGCCGGACCCUGAAGCCAUCAGAAAUAGAGAAGAGUUGCAAAGAAGGAUACAAGAGACUAGAAGGCAGUUGGAUAGUUUGGCGUACCGUUCAAAUCUGAAGUCGAGUCAGUCGACAACAGAUCUAUCGUAUAUUCCUGAAAAAGAUGGCUCCAAUAGGAAUAGACUGUCAAUUGGAUCACCCAGUAACUCUAGGAAUUACGCGCGCACGCAUCUUACGCCGGAAGCGAGCGAGACAGGUAUGCGUCGUGCUAUCUCACUCUCGGACCUCGCGGCCAAGCCAGUGCCGGCUCCUAGGACGCCGCAAGGUCCUUCAAAACCUGUGCCAUCUAAUGCAAACACCAACAAAUCGCCCAGUGGCUUCGCCCGCCCUGCACCACGAUACACAAAAUCUAAUAUGACUAGGAGUAGCAGCGUUGGGGUAUUGAACCAGAGUGACUCGGAAUCGGACCCACAGCCGACUAGACAACCCAGAGUCGGUGGUCUUAUGAGACCAACGAUAAGUUCCAUGAACAAACAAGCACCUACAACCGCUAGGAGGCGUGGACUAUCUAAUGCAUAUAGUACAGCGAACGUCGCUCGCUCAGAAUCAAGUUCUGAGGCUGAAGAACGGACAGAAGCAAGACCAAGGGCCGCCUCAGUGGACAGGGCGUCUAGAAGACUGGGGGCCGGUCGCAGUGGCAGCGAGCGUGAUUUGUCAGCGAAGGCUCGAGAGGUGACUAAUCGGCUCACCUCUAACUCUCGACAGAGGCCCAAGCAAGAGACUACUGAAAAUAAUGUGUCAUCAUCUCAACUGUGUUCGGCUCUCACGGAACAGCUAACUAAGACGGCGAGUAAAGUGGUUCAGUUAUAUCGCACACUGCAGAGGGAACCAAAUGCCGCAGCCGAUAUCAGUGGACUCGAAGCAGCAAUCCUUGAGACACAAAAAGUCCUGCGUGGCGCUGUUCAAGGGGAACCGGACAAUAACCGACAAAGGAUUGACAAUCUUCUUUCGAAAGAAGGCGCCGCAACUGGCAACCCAGCGAUGACUCUCAUAGAGCAAUACUCGGAUAUCUUGCUCAACAUGAUGCAGAGUAAAAUGGUCAACCAGUUCGCACAGAGUCCACAAAGUCUACCCCCCACCCCAAGAGAACCGGGUGGGGAAAGCUAGUGAUUAGUGAAGUGAAGAAUAUUUAGUGUAAAAUGGAAUUGAAAAGUGUAAAGUGGAAUUGUAAAGGAAAUAAUAAUGGAAUUAAUAUGAAAUAGUUCCGUUUUGAAUUAAAAAUGUUCUUAUUUAUGGAAUAAAAUUUAUGUUUAUGGUAAUCGUUAGUAUUUAACGGAAUUGUAACUGGAUUUUCUUUUCUUAUAAGAUAAGAAAUUUGGUUAAUUAUUAUUUGAAUAUAUUGGAAAUAAUUAAGUAUGUGACGGGAAUAGUUUGGAAGGUUGGAUAAAAAUUUAAAACAGUAAUUAAGAUAUAUGAAUAUAAUUUUAUUGUUUCUCAAAAAACAAUUUGAUUUUUUUUUUAUAAUUGGGGUUUUAAAUAUAUUUUUAUCGUGGUUUAACCACUUUAAUGGAAUUGAACGCGGUAGAACAAUUAUAUUUUAUAUAAAAUUGCUGACAUUCUUAUGCAGUAUUUACUAUGGCUAGUAUUAAAUUGUUUUACAAAGAUCUGCGAUUUAAAAAAAAAUAAGUGUGCUGCCGUCUGUUUAAGAAUUGACAAAGCAAAAUUUCAGAGUUGUCAGAGGAAAUUUUUUGGACCAUUUAUGACAAAGUCUAGAAUCUUCGUUAAAAAUUAAA